Molecule: messenger RNA, 4011 nt
Organism: Ogataea philodendri
Lineage: Eukaryota; Fungi; Ascomycota; Pichiomycetes; Pichiales; Pichiaceae
Exons: 1
Coding region: 1-4011 (1336 amino acids)
Biological process (GO): regulation of transcription by RNA polymerase II
Cellular component (GO): mediator complex
Molecular function (GO): transcription coregulator activity
Source: RefSeq, a predicted model, not a curated record
AUGAAUAAAUUGGAGGACCUCAAUCCUUUGUUCUGCCCGUCGUCUAUAGGCGGACAGGAUAAUGCUCCGCUUGAUGAACGAAUGCCAACGAUGACCAAUUACUACAAGUUCGCAUUGGUGGGGAAGAUUAAUGCUUACUUCUACCAAAUACAAGAGUCUCCCGUGAAACGGGACACAGAGAACCCAGAAAAACCAAAGGAGGAACAGAUGUCGCCCCUGAAAAUGCUCCAGAAUUACGAGUCCACAGUACGGUCCCAAUUGGCCGAGGAUUACAGGAUAUCGGAUAUCCUCACUUAUGGAGCCAAAAAAGAGAUAUGCAUUUUCCGGAUGGAGACCACUCUCAACAAGCACGAUCAGGACCUCGGGUUCAACCAGUUAAAGGACGCAAUAGACAACUUGAUCAACGAGCAUAAGCUCUCGAUGAAACUGGUAUCGGCUAGCAGUUUCGACGCAAAUUCUGUGUUCAAACCGCAGCCGGCCCAUCAUCACGGCGCGAGGCCAGUCAGCAUUGUGUACCUGAGUUUCCUGCGAGCUUUGAAGAAGUAUCUCUGUCAGAAACUAACUAUUUCCCGGCCGGACGUUGAGAUUCUGCCUUUCGCCAACCAGCUUCUUGUCAAGUCGUCCGAGGACGCAUUUCGGAUCCUGAAGAUCAACGCUUCGCUCAGCAUCCGCAACGAGAUCAUCACCAACAUGACUGUCUGCGGCAUUCCCCAGUUUUACCGUCUCUCAACUCUGUUGGACGGAGAAUUCGAUAUCCUGAAAAACAACUACGUGCUGUACAUCUGUCCAUCCGGUGUCCGAUGCAGCUUUGCCAAUAUGAACAUGCUGGCCAACUCGAUCUCGUUCGAGCCGCCAUCCAACUAUGAGAACAUGCUUUCACUUCUGGCCGGAAAUUCAAACAUACAGCUCACUACCCCAUCGCGUUGGAUCAAACUGGUGCCAAACCUUAACCACAUGAACGGAUUAACUCCAAAAAUAGCAAAGUACCUGGAAAGUGCGGCACCGAACUCAAAGUACAUUAUGUGGCCCGCGGAGCUUUGUAUGAUUCAGUUUGCUGACGCAGAAAUUGAGCCUCAAGUGGAUAUCGAAGACUCGUUCAAUCUCAUUGAAGAGCUAAUGCAGGAGUCCGAAGAAGUCCCGGAUGUUAAAAUGGAGCAGAUCGAGGAAGAGCCAGAGACUCACACAGACGUCGAAAUGGAUCAGGUCAAGGAGUCUCCCGGAAAUUGGGACGACUUAUUUGGGGACGAGUCUGCAGACGAUGAAGUUGAAGAAUCCCCUCCAAGUGAAGAGACCAAAGAACGAAUAGAGUUUGAGUCGAGUCCUGUGAAUCAAACCCAGGACUUCAUUGAACAGAGCUCAACCAAUCCUUUUUACGAAGACCCGGGAGCUCCUUCGCCGGUGUCGUUUCAGAUAUUUGCAUCUCCAAGUCCUCAGACAACAGAUAUGUCUUCCACAACCGAGGAGCCGCACAUUGGAACUCCCAAAGGUACUCCCAAAGAUCUCAAAAAAUCGAUAUUUGCUCCGCUGAACUUCAACCCGCUCAUUGAAAAAGACAUAGACAGCAAGUAUUCCAAUGGCGGAAAGUUCUUUGUGAAGAACGAUUCACAAAGCGCUCGUUCGCAGGAGUCUGCGUCGACAACACCGACUUUCUGGAAGAAUAAAAAAGCCGAAAGCGAUUUCGAAGACCAGGAUUUGAUCAGUGAUAGUGAAGAAGAUGUAGAGGAGGAAGAGGAGGACCAAGAGGAGGACCAAACAGGACUGGGAAUCAGUAUUCAGUCGAUCGCCAAAAACACAGGAAUCUUAUCGUCCAUCACUGCCUUUGCUCCACCUCUUGCCAGCCAGCCGACUGCACCUGUUGUGUCGCAAGAAAUUCAAAAUUGGCUGUUCUGGAUCCUCAGGGGGCCUCCUAUUUGCACAAUCCCACCACGAUUUCUUACCCAAGGAAAUCCGCAUAUCUCCAAGGACCGGAUUGACCAAGUGCUUCCAAUCUUACAGGAGUUGACGUUGUACUCCUCAGAUUCGGAUAAUAUGUUUCGGGAGAAACCAGGCGAGGUACCCGAAACUUUGGAAAAGGUGAUACUGGACGUUUUCCCUGGUUCAUCCAAAGUGAGGCUUUAUGAGCUAUUGGACUGCGUUCGUACAACGCCAGAGGUGAAGCUUUUUGAUAGUCUUUUUGGCAAUACACAGGAAGUGAUCAAGCUUGAGGUUCCAAGGUUCGAUUUCGACGACCCCAGCUUUGCAACCACCUCUCCGUUGAUGAACGUGGUUGAAACCGAAAACAAACGCCAUUCGGGAGUCUUUAGGGAUAACACCAACUCUGCAAUUUUGGAUUCUGUUCAACGGAACUCGUUGUUUCGCAUUCCAACCACGCUUCUCAACACCAAGAGAAACAAUAAUCAGAUGAAAAUUAACGAGACAAGUCUGGAUUACUGGAAACUGUUGGAUCUUCAGCCAUUCAAGGAGCCUAUAAAUACCAGAGUCGUCUUUAUCAUUCCUAAGAGUACGCCUUUCCUGCGGGAAAAGAGCCGGCUUUUUUUGAGCGAUCUUGCUUCCACCUACCAAAGCUGCAAUCUUGGUAGUAUGAAACAAUUACAGGACCUGCUCGAGAUCGAUGCAGAUAACGAUGAACUCUUCUUACAGACCGUUAAGGACCGUCUUGGUGACCUUGCUUCGUCGCUCAAGAACCAGUAUCUCGUCGAUUACGAGUCCCAGAAAGACCCUGUUCUUGUGCUCAUUGGUGUCACCAGUACCAGCAUGCAAUUCACAGCCAAUCUGGCUGACGUACUGGAGCAGUUUCAAUCGUCCUUGACUCAGAAAACAAUUGAUUUCGAGAUGGAUGAGGACGCACGCAAGCGUAGAAAGAAGAAUGAGAGCGAUGCUUCAACUAUCCCAAUUCCGAUCCGUUCAUUUUAUAAACUCAUUCCCUUGCAGGACUAUUUCCCAAGCAACGGCUCUUUCGCAGUCAUUUCGUGCAAGAAAAUGAUUGAGACUGCUCUUCAGCUUUAUGAGCUAUGCCCUGGCAACGAGAAGUUUCAGCCCUUUAAGAACAGAGCCCGAGUGAUGUCUAUUUCUCGAGAGCUUCCCCAGAAGAUUCCAUUCGUGAUGACCAAGAACCCUGUCUCGUCAGGCUUGAUAGUGGACGAUCUCUAUCUUCACGUUUGUUACGAAAGAUCCAUCGACAAGCACUGGUGCGUGGCCAGCUGGACCGAUCAGUACGGAGAAAUCAACUUUGUGAGAUCCUGGUACAUCGCACCAGAAUCAAAAUGGCACAACUUUGAAGAAGUCUCUGACGAGAUACUGUCCACGACGUUGGAAUACGUUGCCCAUCAUCCAGGAAAAACGUAUGUGAUCCUGACCAGACUGAACAAUAUCAUUCCAGACGACGAGUUGACUGAAUGGAAACGGCUAUCUAUUAAAAAUGGCAAGCUGGUUUUAAUCGUUCUGGCUGUUGAAUUGGAACCGUCCACGCUGAUUUUAUCUCACAUUCAAAAGCAAAAAGAUGAAAUCAAGGACAUGUAUUCUGUGAAAUUCACGGCUGGAUCGACAACAUCCCAGAUGAUGACUCCUAAUGUGGCUAAUAGAAUUGAGAGUCCAAUGGCGGGCCAAACUCCAUCUUUUGAUCCUGCUGCUUCUCCUAUGGAUACCACAGGGAUAUCUUCAUCGCAACAACCGUUAAUGGAGAACCCAGAACUGGUGGAACUCUCGAACGAGUGCUACGGACUUAUAUUCCAAGUUGCCCAGCAGUUAUCUAAUCAGUCGAUCCGAAUGCCGUUGAGAACCGGUUUCUUGGUCAAUUCUGGGAUUCGCACCAGUGAGGGCUAUCCAACAGGUGCAAUCAUCGAGCUGAACCUCUUGAGUUGCCAAGCUGGAGUGGUUUCAAUUGACUUGCUAAAAAAGCUCAUUUGUCAGUACAAGCAUCUUGGCGUCCUGAACAGAAAUGGCAUCUGCCCGUGGCAUGUUCACGCGGUGAGAAAGAUGUUGGACUACUUAGUGCAUGUACAGAUCGAAUAA